UUGGGGUGUGUUUUCUGUGCCGGACUCACAAUUUCCCCGUGACGACGCACAGCUGUGUUGUAGUUAGUUUGACACCAAACUACUAAUCUUGACGCUUUGUAUCCAAACAAAGACUUUAACCUUCAUUUACGAUGGACCUGCCGAGCGAAGAGGCUUGCGGUGGACCAAAUAUGAAGGAUAAAGAAGAGGAAAGUAUGACGUAUAAAGAAGCGGGAAAGGUGUCUCCUGACGAAGCAGAGGAGGAAAUGGAGGAUGAAACUCAUGCUGACAUUUUGGACGUUUUUGAGGAGGGACUCGCACGUCUCGUUCAGGAUCCUUUACUUUGUGAUCUUCCUAUCCAGGUGACGUUGGAAGAAAUCAAUUCUCAGAUUGCUUUGGAGUACGGCCAGGCCAUGACUGUGAGGGUUUUGAAGGCUGACGGUGAAAUCAUGCCCAUCGUGGUGGUCCAAGACGCCACCGUGCUGGACCUGAAGAAAGCCACUCGCAGGUUUGUGGAGCUGAAGCAGCAGCGGGAAGGCAGCGUGAGGCACAUCAACUGGAGGUACGUGUGGAGAACCUACAAUUUAGUGUUUCAGGGGGAGAAGUUAGAAGACGACCGUGUGAGGUUGAAGGAUUAUGGCAUCAGGAACAGGGACGAGGUGACCUUCAUGAAGAGGCUGAGGAAAAAGUGACUCUUUCUUCCCUCGGAGGCUCCACUUGAAGAUCGACCAGCAGGAAGAACAUGUGAGGGGUCACCUAGAGCAGUUCAUGGGCGGUGAGGAAGUCCGUGGCGAAGACGCCCUCGGGCGCUGCCGACACAGCCGCGGCGUCCACACCCUCUGCGGGCGUGCACAGCGUCAGGUCCAGCCAGUCCAUGGCGUGAAGCUCCUCUAUCAGCUUCAGCGGCUCCUCCACGGCUGCACUCAGGAGGGAGUCUAACCGGGGGUCGGGGGCCAAGGCUGUGGGCGGCAUGUGUGCCACUUGGACCAGAGGCGGAGGACGUGAUAGGACGGUGUUGACAGGAAGGAGUGUGACGCUGGGUGUGACAGGACGACGCUUGUCCAUGCUGGGAGACUCCUGCUUAAUGAAGGGGGAUAUCUCUGCAAAACAUGGCAACAACACUGUGUGUUAGGUAGGUACAGGUACUGUAUACACACAUACUUAUAUAUAUGUAUGUUUGUAUGUAUACGUACACACAUAUAUAUCUCGAUGUAUGUGUGUAUUUAUAAAUGUGUUUAUAUAUAUAAACAUUUAUACCUACAAAAACGUGUUUAUAUAUAUAUAUAUGAAUGGUGCAUAUAUGUGUAUAUACAUACAUAUAUACACACACAUUUU
Messenger RNA from Entelurus aequoreus (snake pipefish), 1314 nucleotides. It is a transcript of the gene snrnp25, whose product is annotated as small nuclear ribonucleoprotein 25. Lineage: Eukaryota; Metazoa; Chordata; Actinopteri; Syngnathiformes; Syngnathidae. The coding region runs from base 132 to 671 and encodes 179 amino acids. Gene Ontology annotation, biological process: mRNA splicing, via spliceosome. Gene Ontology annotation, cellular component: U12-type spliceosomal complex. The transcript is spliced from 6 exons. The record is from RefSeq and is a predicted model, not a curated record. Gene Ontology annotation, molecular function: protein binding.